AUGUCUCUGACUGUUUUUCUGCUGUUUCUGCUCUUCAUCUCUGGAGUUGUUGCUCAGGAUGGGUGGGCUGUGAAUUACCAUCCUAAAUCUAUCUGUGCUCUAAAAGGAUCGACAGAGACCAUGUUCUGCACUUAUAGAUAUCCAAGUGAUCACAGGGUCCAAAAAGUGUUCUGGAGUAAAGAGCUGGUUACAACUGGUUCAGAGCCUCCUGAUCUGUUAGCUGAUCUAGAGUACAGAGGCAGAGUUCAGUACCUCGGUGAUGAACACAGUGACUGCAGUCUCAGGUUUAAGACUGUGACAGAAAAGGAUCAAAGUAAAUACUACUUCACAUUUAUAACAGACCAACCUGGAGGAAAGUAUCAAGGUGCAGGUGGAGUUGAUCUUUCAGUCACAGAUCUCCAGGUGGAGGUUCCUGAGAGAGUGAUAGAGGGAGAUAAAGUCACUCUCACAUGUAGAACCACCUGCAAUCUGACACUCAGUCCAACAUUCACCUGGUACAGAAAUGGACAUCAUUUAUCCUCCAGUACUGACCAACUCCAUCUGCAGCCGGUCAGCAGGAAGUAUGCAGGCAGGAGAAGAGAACGAUGGAGGAAGGCGACUACCAGAACGUUGACCCUAAUGCUAAGGACGACACGUACACAGCUGUUGACCCCGUGUCCAGGUCCUCUGAUGAUGUGUACAACGCAGUUGCAAACGUUGACCCUAAUGCUAAGGACGACACGUACACAGCUCUUGACCCCGUGUCCAGGUCCUCUGAUGAUGUGUACAACACACUCACAACUGUUCAUUCCAGUCCUUCUGAUGAUCUGUACUCAGCUCUGGAUCCUCAGUCUCGCUCUCCUGAGUACGACACUCUAGCAGUGAGUGAAUCCACUUGUACUGAUGAGUGUUU
Messenger RNA from Colossoma macropomum (tambaqui), 892 nucleotides. RefSeq lists its product as uncharacterized. Lineage: Eukaryota; Metazoa; Chordata; Actinopteri; Characiformes; Serrasalmidae. The record is from RefSeq and is a predicted model, not a curated record. Bases 1 to 858 code for a protein of 285 amino acids. The transcript is spliced from 7 exons.